Messenger RNA from Mus caroli (Ryukyu mouse), 1854 nucleotides. Lineage: Eukaryota; Metazoa; Chordata; Mammalia; Rodentia; Muridae. The record is from RefSeq and is a predicted model, not a curated record.
CAGUGGCAGAAUCGAUUACACUCUGAAGAGAAGAACUUUGAUUUUCAGAAUGCUUUGGAAAUGGAUUUCUGCUCUGCUGCUGCUACAGAUAAAUUGCUGCUUCAGAUCUGCAAAGUGUGGGAAGGUGUUGGUAUGGCCGGUGGACUUCAGUCACUGGAUGAAUAUAAAGAUAAUAUUGGAUGAACUUAUACAGAAGGGCCAUGAAGUCACUGUUUUGAGACCUUCAACUUCCAUCUUUCUUGAUCCCAAAAAAUCACCUGGCCUUAAGUUUGAAACCUUUCCGACAUCUUUCAGUAAUGAUGCCGUGGAAAUUAUUUUUGGAAAACUUGUGGAAAGAUGGACUUAUGAGGUUCCAAGAGAUACAUGUUUAUCCUAUUCUCCUGUACUACAAAAUAUAAUUGAUGAAUAUUCUGAUUACUGUUUAAUGCUUUGCAAAGACACGGUUUCAAACAAACAGCUCAUGGCAAAACUCCAGGAAUCCAAGUUUGAUGUCGUUUUGUCAGAUGCUAUUGGUCCCUGUGGGGAGCUCAUAGCUGAACUGCUCCAAAUUCCUUUUCUAUAUAGUCUUCGCUUCUCUCCUGGCUACCAUCUUGAAAAAUACGGUGCAGGACUUUCUCUCCCUCCCUCUUAUGUACCUGUAAUUUUGUCAGGAUUAAGUGGCCAAAUGACGUUCAAAGAGAGGGUAAAGAAUAUGAUAUGUAUGCUUUAUUUUGACUUUUGGUUCCAGACAUUUAGGGAGAAGAAAUGGGAUCAGUUUUACAGCGAAACUUUGGGAAGGCCAACCACCUUAAUUGAGACAAUGGGCAAAGCAGAAAUGUGGCUCAUUAGAUCCUAUUGGGAUUUGGAUUUUCCUCACCCAACCUUACCAAAUGUUGACUAUAUUGGAGGAGUCCAUUGCAAACCUGCUAAACCAUUGCCUAAGGAAAUGGAAGACUUUGUCCAGAGCUCUGGAGAGCAUGGUGUGGUGGUGUUUUCUCUGGGGUCAAUGGUCAGUAAUAUGACAGAAGAAAAGGCCAAUGCAAUUGCAUGGACCCUUGCCCAGAUUCCACAAAAGUUUUUCAAGACAGGGUUUCUCUGUGUAUCCCUGCUGUCCUGGAACUCACUCUGUAGACGAGGCUGGCUUCAAACUCAGAAAUCCACCUGCCACUUGGUCCAAGAAUUCUAGCACUAGCACCUAUCAUGGGCCUGGCUAUAAAGAAAAUGCUAUGUGGUUGUCAACCAUUCACCAUGACCAGCCUAUGAAGCCCCUGGACAGAGCAGUCUUCUGGAUUGAGUUUGUCAUGCGCCACAAAAGUGCUAAGCACCUGAGGCCACUUGGACACAACCUCACCUGGUACCAGUACCACUCUCUGGAUGUGCUUGGAUUCCUGCUUGCUUUUGUGACAUUCAUUGUAGCCCUCAUUGUAAAGUGUUUCUUGUUUGUUUACCGAUUCUUUGUAAAGAAAGAAAAGAAAAUGAAGAAUGAGUAGAACUCAUUGAUUAUGCAUUACAUGAAUGAAAUUUUACCAUCAUUCUAUGUUAUGAACAACCUUUUAAACACUCACUUAUCACUUUACAGAAGCAUAUCUUUUUUGUGGUUUUGUACCAUGUAAAAACAAAACACUUAUAAGUCUGUGACUACUGAUAUGUUAUCAAAGAAUCCUAUCAUUAUUUUAAUUUUCAAACUAUUAAAUGUAAAAUAAUUUGCAUGUGUAGAAACAUAUGGAAAAUAAAAAUUUACUUGACAGAGUCUUAAAAAUCAGAGUAUUAUCCUUCCAAUAUUUGAAAAUUUUCGAUUUGUCUCUAUCUUCAAGACCAACUCUAUAGAUGUCAUACAUUUCCAAAAUAAAAAAAAAAAAAAAGCUUACUCAAACA